This is a messenger RNA of Schistocerca americana (American grasshopper), 489 nucleotides long. RefSeq names its product glycine-rich cell wall structural protein 1-like. The coding region runs from base 1 to 489 and encodes 162 amino acids. The record is from RefSeq and is a predicted model, not a curated record. Lineage: Eukaryota; Metazoa; Arthropoda; Insecta; Orthoptera; Acrididae. The transcript is spliced from 3 exons.
AUGUCGAGAAAGAAGAAGAAGAAUGGAAAUCGGGACACAGUACAGGGCGGGCGGCGCGCCGGCGGGCAAAUUAGCAAGUUCAUUAAUAUUGAUUACGCGGCCGAGAAGGGCGCGAGGUGGGCCAUCGCCGGCAGCGGCGGCGGCAGAGGCAGCGGCAGCGGCGGCAACGGCCGGCGGCCAGGUGGGCCGGCAGCCGCUAUCGAUCCACCGGCUGGGCGGCUGGGCGGCGCCGCCCCGCUGACACCUGCCCGGUGCGGAUGGCGGGGUGGCGGGAGCGGCGCGCGGGAGGCGGGGGUGGCGGGAGCGGCGGGGGCGGCCAAGCCGAUUAGCGGCGGCGCGGGCGCGGCGAGUCCUAAUCCUGCGGGCGGCGGCGCGCCAGCUGAGCAAACGGCGCGGGCUCAUUACCUCGCUGUCUUCUUCCGCUGGCCGCGCCGCCGGCGCUGUCUGGGCCGGCAGCCGGAGUGGGAGCGUUUAGUUGACCCCGGUUAG